UACCAUGCAUUCCAGUGUAAUGUUGAAGUGGUAGGGGAAGCGAGGCUACCUCUCGUGUCAAACAGUCCGUGUUCUGCGUGUCCGCCCGCAUACCAUUAGAUUUUCAUCGUUUUCAAUGAAAAUACGUGCUCCGUGCGGUCUCGGGAUGCCAGGAAACGUCGCAGCGGACGUUUAAUCGUGUGUCCGGACAGGUGUCAUCGCGCAACGCUACAGAGCGGAUUCCUGGGAACGGUGUCUGCGCCCAUUUUCCAACGACCAUUCCUCCUCGCCCACAUCCGUCGUCGACGAAGAGGAUCCUUCCAACGUGAACGUACUACUACACCCGACGUGUGUGACCAACGGAGCAAGGAGUCCGUUAAUCUGUUAACCGGCCGACAUACCUUUGUUUCUUUUUCAUUUUCUUUCGAGGGGAAAAGCCCGCGAAAUUCGAAUCGAGGACCGAUUUCAAAAUCGUUCGCCCGAACCUCGUUGAAACGUGGAUACCAGAUAAUUUCUAUAUGGAUGUAAAUACCAUGACGUAACAGAAUGUAAAUGUUAUUGGUCGUGACGGAUAAGAAAAGAGGGGGGGUGGGAGAGAUAGACAGAUAGACAGAGAUAGUCGGCUGGACAGAGUUAGCGAGAGAAGCGAAGCAACAGAGGCGAGAUUCGUCCUCCCCGGUUAACAGGUUAAUCGGAUAGAUAAGAAAAUCACCGGAGAGUCGUCCGGCUCUCCCCCUCCGUUCGGAUAUCGGUUUUCGUGGCUGCCGACCGAUACAGUAGAAGAGGAGAUCCACGCGGGAUCACCGGGAUCGGCCAGCCGACGGAUAUGUCCGCUGUCGAGAGCGCCUUGGACGUACUCUCCAGGGCGGCCACGAUGGUCCAAGAGGAAAGACCAAAGGCGACGAAUCUCCACCGGAAGCCGAGCAGCGCGUGGCGCAAGGAGCGCAGGAGAGAUCCCAUCCAGAGCGAGGCCCUCGACAUGUCAGCAGCCAGGGUGCAUCAUCAUCAUCACCGCCACACCAGGCCUAGCGUGAUCGUGCCCACCACGCCGCAGCCUGGAACCACGAUCGAAGACACCGCGGGUACACCUACUCCGUCCCUCACACCCUCUGCAGCGACGGGAGGCCAGAGGACGGGGGUGCGAACCGUGGGGGGAGUGAGCGAUCCUGCAAUAGACGAACACUUUAAACGAUCGUUGGGGUUGGAGGAGUACGCUGCAGUCUUCAAUGCCACCACCACCGACAAGGAAGCUGGCCUCAGCGUGGACGAUCACUUCGCGAAAGCGCUGGGCGAAACCUGGACGAGGCUGCAGGCGAGCAGUCGACGCAAGGACUCCACCUAACUGCCGGACAGUUGGCAGAGUUCUUCAAUGGGAUUCCCCUGUGCGUCGACGUCCUCCCGGAAUGGAAGGAGCGCGACGGUUCCCCGGCUAUCGGUAGCCGAGCCCGAGGCGCCGAGUGUACACUGACUUUUCUCAAACGCGAUCGAACUCGAGCCCCGCUCCUCGGCCCGGAAACGAGACGAGACCGCGUCGUCACGCCUGCCGCAAACGAGACGGAGGUGGUUUCAGUAACUAGUAAACAGUACCGGGAAAUAAUCGCCGAUCAACGUGGACGCGAGAGCACAGAUUCGAUUUCCUCGGGGACAGAUUUCAUCCGAUAUCUCUUAUUUAUUUUAACCUGUUUCCCCGUUCGCGCACGCUCGUCGUCCACGAACGAGCGAGUAGAAUCCGCGGGGAAAUUCACCGACGUAAGGCCGCGUUCUCACGGCUCGCCUUUUCCACGGUGGCCGCGAGGACGCGCGCAACGGGAAAGUACGGGAAGUCGACUUUCCCUGGGCCGGACUUUUUGUACGAAAGAAAUUUCAUAGCGUUGUAUCCGAGCUGUCAUCGCGCGGAGGGUCGACCGCGCCCUUCGCAGCAGAAUUUAGGAAACAUCCUGUACAUAUACGUCUCAGAUUACUCGCGCCACACGGUAUCAUCGCCGGCACGCAUACAUUGUACAUAUAGACACACAGGGACGUAUUCUUUUAUUAUGCCAUCGUCGCGGCGAAUCUCGCAACCCGAACUUAUUUAUUACGAUGUUGUUCCAUACUGCCUCGCUAAAUAGUUGUAGCAGCGGAUCCGUUUACACUCGCGCCGCUUAUCCUAUCCGUCGAUCGGCGGCCUCGAUCGCGAACCGCGAGCGAGAACCGGUAUGAGAACACGGCCGUGGUCUGUUGUGAUACCGGCGCGCGGACGCGGGAGGAGUAUAAACGGCCGGACGGUGUACAUUUAAUAAUUAUAUUCGCAUAAAUGUUGACGUUUAUACGUACACCGCCGUUCGAUAGCUUGGGCCGUCGUCCUUCGGUUGUCAAACGGUUGGCUGUGUGCGACGAGUAUACUCGUCGGUGUAAAAGAUAGUUGCUCCGUUAUUGAACCGAACAUUUCACUCGAAUAUACUCUCGUGAAUUCUCGGAUAUUCCGAGACGGGAACGAAGUGGCGCGAAUAAAAUUGGUACACACGGUACAGAAUUCAGGUGCACGCUUCCGGAAGGCGACACACAGCUAACCGGUUAAAAGACUCGACAGCAAGAAUCUUCCGUCGUCGAGUGACAAGCAAGGAACGAGCUCUUUUUCCAGUGGGAUCAGCCAUAGCGAAUUUCAAAACUCGAGUCAAUCGAGAAACUACCAGGCGGAGGGUGAAGCUAAACUUUCAAACGGCGCGUGUGCAUACAGAUAAAUAGCUGUAGAUAGAAACUAUGUACGUUGUCCAUGUUCAGCUCGAAGCAUUCGCUAAUAUUUUUCUACCGUUUCGUAGGGAAAGGAGACAACCAUUUCACGGAUCCUUUCUCGCGACUGUAACCCAUCUGGACCGUGCAAAUGAGAUUUCUAGACAAAAAUCUGAUUAGUGACUUUUCACCUGAGCAUGGACGGUGCGCAGGAUGCUCCGAAUAAACUGUUACGAGCUGUUUAACCGAUAACACUCGUCGACUUAUUCUCUCCGAUGAAAAUUCUAAAGAACCAUUUGCUCCUCGUAACACUUUAUCCGUAACAUCCUGUGCACUCAACACACACAUACACGCGCGCGCGCGCGUGCGCGUAUACGUAGCAUGUACCGUGCGUACGAUUGUAAUUACACGAAACGGGAAAGAGAGAGCGCGAUAGAAUCGUGGUGUAACCGCGGACACCGUGUGUAUCGUCGCGUAAACGCUUUUGUAACAUGGGGACGAGCCUCGCUCGAACAUUGUGUAACUAAAGAGGAAAAGAAGAGGAUAAACAUAAAGCGACUGGCAACAGUUUUAAUACCGAGAGACGA
Messenger RNA from Nomia melanderi (Alkali bee), 3275 nucleotides. NCBI's taxonomy places the organism in Eukaryota, Metazoa, Arthropoda, Insecta, Hymenoptera, Halictidae. The record is from RefSeq and is a predicted model, not a curated record.